AUGAUGAAAUCAGAGAUUGCUUUGUUGAUGCUUACACAAAUAUGUGAACUUUGUGAAAAGUGGGCUAUGGACUCCGAAAUUAGUAUUCCAAUGAAACAACAAAGCCAUUUUGCCGACGGCAACAACACAGCAUCUAUUCCCGAUCCAAAUAUUACUGCAGAGUACCGAGCUCUACAGAGCUCAAAGCAGUCGGCCUCUUCGACCGGUUCCGACCGUGAGGGCUACAAUUUUGAUUUCCACACUCUCGCCGAGUCAGAGUUGUGUGAUCGUUUUAAAACUAAUCUACAAGAUGGUCUAUCGCCAAACGAAGCCACUAUCCGUAUCAAAACCAAUGGACUCAAUGAAUUUGAUCAUCACAGUCCAAAUUAUUUUAAAAAGGCCAUGGUGUAUCUCUUUGGAGGUAUGAUUGUCAUCUUUUUACAAGCACUAUUCUCUGCCUUCCAAGAUUGGUCAACUUCAAGAGUUAUGAAGUCCAUCUUGAGUAUGUUGCCAUCUGAAAGUUUGGUUGUACGUGGUGGUCAGAUCACUAGAUUACCAACCAGCCAAUUGGUAGUUGGUGAUAUCGUUCACCUAAAGAUGGGUAACAAAGUGCCAGCUGACAUGGUAGUCUUCCAGUCUUCAGGAGAUUUGAAAGUAGACAACUCCAUCUUGACCGGUGAGAACAAACCAAUCAAUGUCGUCACCAACUGUACCGAUUCCUCUUUUAUCGAGUCCAAGAAUGUCGUAUUCAUGGGUACUCACGUCCUCAAUGGAUCCGGUAUUGGUGUCGUCGUACUCACCGGUAACAACUCUAUCAUGGGUAAAAUCAACCAGUUGACCAAUGCCCGUCCCGAAAAGAUUCCAAUCAUCCAACAGGAAAUCAAUCGUUUCGUUUACAUCAUUGUUGGAUUGACUAUUCUACUUGCCGGUAUGUUUGCUCUUGAAUGGGGUGUCUUCCUCCACAGAAAACACCCACAAUUCCAAGAUACCGUUGCCAUGUUGAUGAAUGUAAUGUCGUGUGUUGUCGCUUUCAUCCCAGAGGGUAUGCCAAUUUGUGUUGCUCUAACUCUCCUCUUGGUUGCCAAGCGUAUGAAACAAAACAACAUCCUCCCCAAGUCGUUGACCACCGUUGAAACUCUUGGUUGUGUCAAUGUGAUCUGUUCGGACAAGACCGGUACUCUUACCCAAAACAAAAUGUUUGUCACCAACGUUGUAUUCUCUGACACUCAAGUCAAUCCAGAGGACAUGUUGAUCUCGUUGAAGAGUGAUAGCUGUGCAGGUGGACAAGCGAUUCUCUAUCAACAAAUGCAGUUGUCUGCCGUUCUCUGUUGUAAUGCCACUUUCGACGCUUCAACACUUGCACUUCCACUCGAUCAACGUAAGAUCAAUGGUGAUGCUACCGAUGCUGCCAUUCUCAGAUUCGGUGAGAAACUCUCCGGUUCACUCUCAAACAACACCAGAUCCGAGUUCACUCGUAUCUAUGAUAUUCCAUUCAACUCCAAGAGCAAAUUCAUGGUGACACUACACAAGCCAACCUACCUAGACAGCUCCAACAGUCAAUCGAUCUUCAGAAUCAAUUCAUCAUCGAAUGAACAUCUCAUGCUUGUCAAAGGUGCACCAGAUGUUUUGUUACACCGUUGUAUUUCACUUUCAUCUUCCACUCAAACCACCGUUCCACUCAAUGUUGAUCAAAUGGAAAGAAUUUGUUCACUCCAAGAGAAACUUUCAAGAAAUGGUCAACGUGUACUUUUAUUAUGUUAUCGUUCAUAUACACCAGUUAAUCCAGUUGGACAUGUAUCUUUUGGUCAGGAGCUUGAAGAUGCUGUUAGAGACUUGACUAUAAUUGGUAUGGUCGGUAUUUGUGAUCCACCAAGACCAGAGAUCAAGGAAACAGUCGCCACCUGUCGUAAAGCUGGUUCCAGAUUCUUUAUGAUUACCGGUGAUUUUGGUUUGACUGCUAGUGCCAUCGCUCGUCAAGUCGGUAUCUUCACUCAAAUGGACCGUGAUCCAGAGACCUAUGAAGAUAUUCUCCUCGACCAAUCAUCCUACCAGUUGGCUCAUCAACCAAGUCCGGACAACAUGGAUGCCGAGAACUCGGUAAUCACCAGUUUGGUCUUGAACGGUAAUGAAAUUGCCAAGUUGAAUGAUGAACAAUGGGAUCGUGUCAACAAAUACUCAGAGGUAGUGUUUGCUCGUACCACACCAGAGCAAAAGUUACAAAUCGUAACUGAGCUCCAGAAACGUGGAGGUGUCGUUGCUGUCACCGGUGACGGUGUUAACGAUGCUCCUGCUUUGAAAGCUGCCGAUGUUGGUAUUGCCGUCGUCACAGGUAGUGACGUUGCAAUUGAAGCUGCCGACUUGGUUCUCCUCGGAAACUUUGACUCGAUUAGCCAUGCUAUUCGUCUCGGUCGUCUUGUCUUCCAAAAUCUUCAAAAGGUCAUUGGAUUCUUGUUGCCAGCCGGUUCCUACUCUGAAAUCAUGCCCGUCGUUGUCAAUUCAUUCUUUGGUACACCAGCACCACUCAGUUCCUUCCUCAUGAUUAUUAUCUGUUGUUUCACUGAUGUCUUCCCAUGUCUUGCUUUGAUUAUGGAAAGGGAGGAGUUCAACUUGAUGUCACUCCCACCAAGAAACGCCAAGAAAGAUCAUUUAAUUACUCUCAGAAUCUACAUUCAAUCCUAUUUGUUCAUGGGAACAAUGCAGUCGGUUAUCUCGAUGUUCUUGUUCUUCCUCUACAUCGAAGAGUACACUGGAUUGUCAUGGGGUGAUAUGGCUUUCACCUAUGGUGACAUCGAUUUCACUGCUCCACAUGUUAAGGUCUCUGCCGAUGACUUUAACAACAUCUACGUUCCAACCGGUACCUGUGUUACUUUCCUCGCUUUGAUGAUCCUCCAAUGGGGUAACAUUCUUUCGAUCCGUAACCGUCGUCUCUCUAUUGUUACCGCUGAUCCAUUGCGUCCAAAGCGUAGAAAUCUUUGGAUCUUCGUUGGAAUGUCUUGUUCAUUUAUUGUCGCAAUCAUCGUCACCAAAGUACCAUGGAUUCAAACACUUUUCCAAACCGGUGAUGUCCCAAUCAAAUAUUGGUUGUUACCAAUUCCAUUCGCAGUCGCUAUUUUGGCCAUGGAUGAAAUUAGAAAGCUUUUUGUAAGACUGUUCCCUAACGGUCCAAUUGCUUGGAUCGCUUGGUAA
Messenger RNA from Heterostelium album PN500, 3165 nucleotides. Its product is annotated as cation-translocating P-type ATPase. Gene Ontology annotation, cellular component: membrane. The record is from RefSeq and is a predicted model, not a curated record. Gene Ontology annotation, biological process: sodium ion export across plasma membrane; intracellular sodium ion homeostasis; proton transmembrane transport. The coding region runs from base 1 to 3165 and encodes 1054 amino acids. Gene Ontology annotation, molecular function: ATP binding; P-type sodium:potassium-exchanging transporter activity; ATP hydrolysis activity. The transcript is spliced from 5 exons. NCBI's taxonomy places the organism in Eukaryota, Evosea, Eumycetozoa, Acytosteliales, Acytosteliaceae.